Molecule: messenger RNA, 1889 nt
Organism: Mauremys reevesii (Reeves's turtle)
Lineage: Eukaryota; Metazoa; Chordata; Testudines; Geoemydidae
Gene: RIOX2
Product: ribosomal oxygenase 2
Exons: 10
Coding region: 341-1750 (469 amino acids)
Cellular component (GO): nucleolus
Molecular function (GO): histone H3K36 demethylase activity; histone H3K4 demethylase activity
Source: RefSeq, a predicted model, not a curated record
GCCACACGUGCACACACAGGCGAGGGCUUGUAAAACAAGCUGCGCGGCUCCUCCUCGCGUCUCCUCCCCUUUGCUAGGGGACAGCGGCAAGACACGUGGGUGCAUUUUAAGCCAAGGCAGGGAGCGCCGGACUAACCCCCCGGGGGCCGCACCCUGCGCACGCUGCCUGAGUUUGUCUCCGACCCUUGGCUGAGGCUCAGUCGGGCCCCAGCAGCGGGAGGCCCCGAGGCCCCGUGACGGCCCCGGCCCAGCUGCGGAGGAAGCGCCGCGUGGAGCAGCCUCCCCCUGCCCGCCCGCCCCCCGUGACGGCCCGGCCCCGGGCCCCGCAGCGCGCCGGAACAUGUCCAAGAAAGGAGGGAAACAAACUGAAACAGGAAGGAAAGUACAUGUACCAUGUAAACGAGCAAAGGUGGAAGCAUCUUGCCCUUCUUCACCUAUGAACUAUGACAGCCCAGACAGUGUCUUUGAAAGUUUGAUCUUUCCCAUCGAACAAGAGAAGUUCUUCAAGGAGUAUUGGGAACAAAAGCCACUGCUUAUUCAGAGAGAUGACCCUUCAGUGGCUGCUUACUACCAGUCUCUCUUCCAGUUAAUGGAUUUGAAGGAGCUGUCCAGCCAGGGUUUAUACUAUGGAAGAGAUGUUAAUAUCUGCAGAUGCGUGAAUGGAAAAAAGAAGGUUUUAAAUAAAGAUGGCAAAGUGAACUAUAUGCAGCUGAAGAGAGACUUUGAUCAGAAAAAAGCAACGAUACAGUUUCACCAGCCUCAGAGAUUUAAGGAUGAGUUGUGGAGGAUCCAGGAGAAGCUGGAAUGCUACUUUGGCUCUUUGGUUGGCUCCAAUGUUUACAUUACUCCUCCAGGGUCCCAGGGUCUGCCUCCCCACUACGAUGAUGUUGAGGUGUUUAUCCUUCAGCUGGAAGGAGAGAAACACUGGCGUCUCUACAAACCUACUGUGCAUUUAGCUCGAGAGUAUAAUGUUGAAUCAGAGGAUCGUAUUGGGAAUCCAACACAUGAAUUCAUAUUAAAGCCAGGAGAUUUGUUAUACUUUCCAAGAGGAACUAUCCACCAAGCUGACACUCCUCUGGGGGGAUCAUAUUCUACUCACGUGACCAUCAGCACCUACCAAAACAAUUCUUGGGGAGAUUUCUUGUUAGAUGCGAUUCCUGGGCUCGUCUUUGGUACAGCGAAGGAAGAUGUGGAUCUACGGACAAGUAUACCAAGGCAACUACUGAUGGUGGAUAUAGCUGACUCAACAAGGAGAUUAAGCAGCUUUCUGAGAAGUCUUGCAGACCGGCUGGAAAACACCAAAGAACUGAGAUCCUCUGACAUGAAGAAGGAUUUCAUCAUGAACCGAUUACCGCCUUUCUUGGGGAACAGCUCUGAUCCCUUGGCUCCAGGUGGAAAAUUACCAAAAUUAGACAGCAAAAUCAGAUUGCGGUUUAAAGAUCAUGCCAUAAUUACAGUGGAACCUGAUCAAGACAAUUCUGAUGAGCUUCGCAAAGAGAUGGUUUAUGUCUAUCACUCUUUAAAGAACAGGAGAGAGAGGCACAUGAUGGGGAAUGAGGAUGAUGACACUAGUGAAGAAGGGAUAUCUGAGACUCAUGGAUUACGUUUUCCUUUAUCUCACAUGGAUGCAUUGAAGCAAAUCUGGAGAAGUGCUACUGUCGAUGUUAAGGAACUGAGCCUUAAAUCAGAUGCAGAGAAAGAGAACUUUGUGUUAUCACUCUGGGCUGAAUGUCUCAUUGAGGUAAUCUGAGUCUUUCAAAAAAUCAUCCAUGUUCCUGGAGCCUAACAUUUCAUCCUUGGAGUAUGUACUGACAAAGGACCAUCUGAUUCCUCCUCUUCUAUGGAGCUGCCGCCUUGUAUUGACAGCAAAGUAAAAAAAUGGUACUGUC